AUGGUUUAUGGCCGACUCGGCUCGUCUGAGUCCACUCGUUACACACCCCAUCUGCAGCCGAGUCGCAAGCGGCUGUUCCUUUGGGUCGGCCUCCUCGCUGUCCUGUUGCUUGUAGCCGCCGGCGUCUCGGUGGCGCUCUUCGUCCGCGGCCGGACCCGGUCGGUCUCCCCCGCGAGCCGGGCGCCGACCCAGGCCAUCGCCAGGGCCUGCAGCCUGACUCGGUACCCGGCGCUGUGCGUGAGCUCGCUGCUUGACUUCCCGGGCGCGCUGGAGGCCGGGGAGCGCGACCUCGUGCACAUCUCCCUUAACAUGACGCUCCACCGCGUGGGAGCCGCAAUCUACGGCGCCUCCGCCAUCGCCGGCACCGCCAUGGACACGCUCGCUCGCGCCGCCUACGACGACUGCAUGGAGCUGCUUGAUGACUCCCUCGACCAGCUCUCUGACUCGCUCCUCGCUAUCUUCCCCUCUGCGUCGCCGUCCCCGUCCUCGCAGGCGCGCGUCAAGGGCGCCUCCGACGACGACGUGCUCACCUGGCUCAGCGGCGCCCUGACCAACCAGGACACGUGUAAUGAAGGCCUGCAACAGGUCAAGAACCUCUACGUCAAAGGGCACAUGGAGAACCAGCUGAAGGACCUCACCGAGCUUGUCAGCAACUGCCUCGCCAUCUUCGCUGGCGUGGGCCGUAACAAGGACUUCGCCGGCAUUCCCAUCCACAACAAAAAGAGGAAACUACUGAACGCCAUCGAGGACGACGACGAGUUCCCGGCGUGGAUGGGGAAGAAGGACAGGCGGCUGCUUCAGGUAUCAGCGGCGACUAUUCAGGCCGACAUGAUCGUGUCCAAGGGCGGAAACGGCACCUACAGGUCCAUCGCGGACGCCGUGAAGGCGGCGCCAGAUUACAGCAGCCGCCGCAUCGUCAUCUACAUCAAGGCCGGCCGGUACGACGAGAACAUCAAAGUUGGCAGAAAGAAGACGAACCUCAUGUUCAUCGGCGACGGUAAAACCCGGACGAUCGUAGCCGGAUCACGAAGCGUCUACGACAACUUCACCACCUUCCACACCGCCACCUUCGCGGCGACGGGGACGGGGUUUAUUAUGAGGGACAUCACGAUACAGAAUUGGGCGGGGCCGGAGAAGCACCAGGCCGUGGCGCUCCGGGUGGGGGCGGACCGUGCGGCGGUGUACCGCUGCAACAUCAUCGGGUACCAAGACACGCUGUACGUGCACUCGCAGCGCCAGUUCUUCCGUGAGUGCGACGUCUACGGCACCGUCGACUUCAUAUUCGGCAACGCCGCCGUGGUGCUGCAGAAUUGCACCCUGUGGGCGCGCAGGCCGAUGGCCAGCCAGAAGAACACGAUCACGGCGCAGAACCGCAAGGACCCAAACCAGAACACGGGCAUCUCCAUCCACGCGUGCCGGGUGGUGGCGGCGGCGGACCUGGAGCAGGCGAAGGCCAGCUACGCCACCUACCUAGGCCGCCCAUGGAAGCUGUACUCGAGGGUGGUGUACAUGCUGUCCUACAUGGGGGACCACAUCCACCCGGCGGGGUGGCUCGAGUGGAACGCCACCUUCGCCCUGGACACACUGUACUACGGGGAGUACAUGAACUAUGGGCCAGGGGCGGCGCUGGGGAGGAGGGUGACAUGGCCCGGGUACCGAGUGAUCAAGCUGCCGGCGGAGGCGAGCAAGUUCACGGUGGCGCAGUUCAUCUACGGCUCCUCGUGGCUACCCCCAACCGGAGUGGCCUUCUUGGCUGGCUUGUCCAUGUAGAUGGCCACCACCCAGACCAAUCAAUCCUUCUCCUUCGUCUAUCCUACUCCUUGUAGCCUUUAUUCUCUUUGAUGUAUCUGUGACUUCCGAGAACUGUACAUUGUCCAAAAAGUUGCCUGUUCCACCUUCUCCGGCCUGGAAUACAUACGCUUUGCUACA
Molecule: messenger RNA, 1929 nt
Organism: Musa acuminata AAA Group (dessert banana)
Lineage: Eukaryota; Viridiplantae; Streptophyta; Magnoliopsida; Zingiberales; Musaceae
Product: probable pectinesterase/pectinesterase inhibitor 34
Exons: 2
Coding region: 1-1770 (589 amino acids)
Biological process (GO): cell wall modification
Molecular function (GO): pectinesterase inhibitor activity; pectinesterase activity
Source: RefSeq, a predicted model, not a curated record